UGAUUACAUACAUCCCUAAUCAAAGAAAAAAGUAACCACAAACACUCCAAAAAAAAAAUAAAAAUACUACAUCCCCAUGAUAAAGGAGAAAAAGGCAAAGGUCUUAGCAAGUAGAAAGUGAGAAGUGCCCUAUUAUGUGUAGGAACUCACCGCCCCACAACCCAAUUGACCUCACCUAAAGUCCUAGACCACACCACCCACCAUAGCUCCCCCUCUUGUUCUCCUUCCUCCUCCUUCGCCCAGAAAAGUCCUAAAUAGACUACUUAUUUUUCUUCUAUCUCUCAUUUUUUUCACCCAAGAUCAGUACUUUUUGAUUAUUUGAUAUACUAUUAGUAUUGCUAUUGAUUCAAUCAUUAAUUAAAGGUGUUACUCCUAUUUCAUUUGAUUUAGAUCUUUGUUUUUUUCCUUGAUAAAAAUCAAAUCUUGUUGUAGAUGUAUACAAAGAACCCAUCUUUUUUUGUUCCAAAGCCAUGUAAACAUCUCUCAAUUUUUAAGCUUAAACAUGGGAUAAAUUGCUAUACCCAACUCCAAAAUUACCUGAAAUCAACCCCAAAUGAUAAAUCAUCUCUAUUAAAUGAUAAAAAGGAGGUACCCAGAUGUGAUUUCUGUUUUGGGUAUAAGGGUAGAUUUUACAUUUGCUUGGUUUGCUCCACAAUUUCUUGUUGUUUAACUUCAGAUUUGAAAAACAAUCAUGCCCAUUUGCAUUCUAACAACAAUAAUGGUCAUGAAAUAGCUGUUGAUCUUGAAAGAGCAGAAUUAUAUUGCUGUGUGUGUUGUGAUCAGGUGUAUGAUCCUGAUUUUGACAGGGUUUUGAUGUCACAAAAGUUUGAGGAAUUGAAAAAAUCAGAGGUUAGUAGUAAUAGUAGUAGGAGAAAAGUUUUAUGUGUUGAAAUGGAUUUGAUGAAAUCUAAACAAUUGGUUGUUUUAAGGAGAGAUCCAAGGUCAAAAAUGGUGUAUCCUUUGGGAUUAAGGGGUUUGAAUAAUUUGGGUAGUACCUGUUUUAUGAAUUCUGUAUUGCAGGCAUUACUUCAUGCUCCUCCUUUAAGGAAUUACUUCUUAAGUGAUAGACAUCACAAGAAGUUUUGUAGGAAAAGAUCAGCUGAUCAGCUUUGUUUGCCUUGUGAUAUUGAUGCUCUUUUCUCUGCUGUUUUCUCUGGUGAUCGAUCUCCCUAUAGUCCUGCUCACUUUCUUCAUAGUUGGUGGUUGCACUCAGAAAAUCAUGCAACUUAUGAGCAGCAGGAUGCCCAUGAAUUCUUUAUAUCAAUUCUUGACCAAUUACAUGAGAAAGAAUCCAAAAACUUGAAGCUUACUGGAGAUGUAAGAGACUGUGAGUGCAUCGCCCAUCGAGUUUUUUCCGGCCUUUUGCGCUCAGAUUUGUCUUGUACAGUAUGUGGGUCCACAUCAACCACCUAUGAUCCUUGCAUGGAUAUCUCUCUUGACUUGGACGGCCAAACAACGCAGGUGAGCGGAAGCAUCAACAUGGCAACCCUUUCAAGUUGCCUGGGUCAUUUCACAAGGUCCGAGAAACUGGGAUCUGAUCAAAAGCUCUAUUGUGAAAAUUGUCAAGAAAGGCAAGAAUCAGCGAAACAAAUGUCAUUCAGACAGCUUCCGUUGGUGUUAUGCCUGCAUAUUAAAAGGUUUGAGCACUCUCAUGUCCGGAAAGUGUCCAGAAAGAUAGACCAAUACCUACAGUUCCCCUUUUCUUUGGACAUGAACCCAUAUUUGUCUUCAACAGUAGUAAGAGGCAGGCAUGGAAAUAGAAUGUUUUCCUUUGAAGAUGAUGAAGCUGAUUUAGUCACAGAAUAUGAGAUUUUUGCAGUAGUGACGCAUUCAGGGAUGCUUGAAUCCGGGCACUACGUAACUUUUUUGCGUUUGCAUAAUCAAUGGUAUAAAUGUGAUGACGCAUGGAUACUAGAAGUAGAUGAAGCAACGGUGAGAGCUUGUCAGUGUUAUAUGGUAUUCUAUCUACAGAAGAUGUACCAUCACAUAACAAGUGACGACUUGAGCUGCUCGCCCAUUUCGCCUAGAAGAGAUGCAUUCCUUCCUAUAGCCGGGUGUUGCUGAUGGAUGAUGGUGUGCUAUUGCUGAAUUUUGAGGGGCUUGGAAUUGUGAAAAUCACAUUCAAACUGCCAGUUGAUCAAGACAUUUGCGAAAACUAAGAAAACACUUAUCGUUGCGUCAGCUGCUCAAUAGUGCUUUCUUAAGAUGCAGGACCCGGGUAUCAUUCUUGGUGGUAGGGCUUUCCUCACACUCGAAGAGGUCCAUUCUGCAAAUGUGAGUGGAGUUCACCCUUGGGCCAUGACAGGUCUGUCUCAUAGGGUCAUUCAUCUUAACUAACCAAGAAAAAAGGAUAAAAAAAAAUAUCAUUUUGUUGAGAUUUGUGUUUUGCGAAUAACAUACCCGAAAUGAAUCUGCUGUGGCGCGGUGCGGUUUAAGAUGCAGAUGAAGUCUGCUAGCAGUAAUUGUCUUUGGAAGUUUCGACGUGUUUCUAAGUCUUUAGCUGCAGGUAAACACCUGCAGCAAAAGAGUUGGAGGCCGCCUGCAAUGUCAUACUAGAUGAAACGGCAAGCCUUCUUGCUAUGUGCAUCUAUUGAGUAGACUUUGGGUGAUUUGAAUCUCAAAAGGCUCAGAUUUGCAAAAUCCUUGGUAAGGGGAUUUGAUGAAUUAUUGUACAGAAUAAUGAAAAUUGUUUGGUUUGAGUUUUCUCACAAUUUCUUGAUGCUGUAGUGACCCAGAAUUUUGCUUGUGGUCAAAUGUGCACUUCCUCAGAAUAUAGUAGAUUUAUUUUUCCCUUGAUUUUUUGAGCAACUAAGCUCUCAUGUACUAAUUCAUUGCAAAUUGCCCGUAUUA
Amaranthus tricolor (Joseph's coat) is the source of this 2850-nucleotide messenger RNA. Its product is annotated as ubiquitin C-terminal hydrolase 22. Gene Ontology annotation, molecular function: cysteine-type deubiquitinase activity; zinc ion binding. NCBI's taxonomy places the organism in Eukaryota, Viridiplantae, Streptophyta, Magnoliopsida, Caryophyllales, Amaranthaceae. The coding region runs from base 433 to 2064 and encodes 543 amino acids. Gene Ontology annotation, biological process: protein deubiquitination. The record is from RefSeq and is a predicted model, not a curated record. The transcript has 3 exons.